Pseudophryne corroboree (corroboree frog) is the source of this 1083-nucleotide messenger RNA. RefSeq names its product flagellum associated containing coiled-coil domains 1 (gene FLACC1). Bases 154 to 1083 code for a protein of 309 amino acids. Gene Ontology annotation, cellular component: cytoplasm. The record is from RefSeq and is a predicted model, not a curated record. NCBI's taxonomy places the organism in Eukaryota, Metazoa, Chordata, Amphibia, Anura, Myobatrachidae. The transcript is spliced from 11 exons.
UAGGAAUCCCAGCAGCCAGGCAGCGUCUCCCAGUCCCUCUGUACUGGGAAGUAAGGUGUGUACAGAGACACGGCACAGGCCCCCCACAGGUGCGCAACACGGAUGACGCAAGAAUUUCUGUGACGCAGCUGAUGCCCAUAGCGCCCUAUCGCCAUGUCCGUCUAUACCGGAUUAUCUUGCAGCUGCUGUGCGGGGCCUAGAAAUGGAAGAUUCCCAAUGGAAACGCUGUGCGGGAACAGGAACAGACCCAGAUGGCGCACAUCUCAGAGACUGUCUGACUCUAGGACCACCAGCCGAGGAUCCAGCAAAGCUGAGAGUUACCUGGUUAUAUCACCUGGUUACAGUAUGAAGCGAUGCAAGGACUAUAUUGAAGUCAGACUGGAGGAGCGUGGGUUCGGGAAUGUUACCCCACCAGAAGAUGUAAAGCUGCCUCUUACUCACAGGCCCGGUAUACAAGGAAACUCCCCGAAGCCAAAGAAAGAGGGAAGAUCGCGGAUACGAGACGAUAUUGCGGCAGAUCUUCACGAUCAGAUCGCUAAACUGACCGCACUGCUAGAGCAAGAGGCGGCGGAACACCGGAACACGCAGAGAAGGAUGAGCAGAGAGCUGGCGGAGAGAGUUACAGCGCUGCACGCCAUGAAGGAGGAGGAAAUCAGGGUUCUGCAGGAGAAACACACCGACGAGCUCCGCGCAUUUCAACGCGAGGACAGCGCUAAACUUGCACAGGAGAGCGAAGAGGCUGCGAAGAGAUACGAAGAGCUGCAGAAAGAACUGAAUUGUCUGAAAGGUUCCUUUAAUACCUACCAGGAGAGUCUGGCGGAGGAGAUGGAGGAGGUCUGGCGGCAGCGGGAGGACAGGUGGAAGGAGACGUGUGAGGAACAGAAGCUGAUGGAGAUGUCCAAGCAGAGACAUUCCCUGCUGGAUAUGUUUGAGGUGGAGAAGAGAGAUAUCCAGAAGAGAGCACUGGAAGAGCAAGCCCUGAUCCAGCAGAGCCACGAGGCACACACUGAGGUACGUUCUGUAGAGCAGUGCAGUGAGGUCACUAGUAAUAUACGGCAUGUAUGGAUGGGCGCAGUGCAGUGA